AUGUACACCGUCAACGUGGGCGACCGGCUGGAUAGCCUGGACACGCCUUCAAUGGUCGUGGAUCUCGAUCUCAUGGAGGCAAAUAUCAAGAAGCUUUUCGACAGCCUACUACCCACGGGCGCGAACAUCCGCCCCCACCUAAAGACAACAAAGAGCGCAGUUCUUGCUGGCAAGCUCGCCGCCGCCGGUGCCAAGGGUUGCUGCGUAGCCAAAGUAUCAGAAGCAGAAGCCAUCACAGCGGCGGGCUUCGACGACAUCCUCAUCACCUGCGAAAUCAUCGGCGCCCCCAAAGUGAAGCGUCUUGUUGAACUCUUUAAGAAAAACAAGAAGAUUAGAACCGUCGUUGACAGCGAGUUCGGAGCGACGGCAAUCAACAAUGCGUUGGAAGAGGCCGGUGUCGAGGAGCCGAUCCUCACGCUGAUUGAUCUGGAUGUUGGAUUGCAUCGGACCGGCGUGGCCGCAGGCGAGCCUGCUCUGGCUCUGGCGAGGCACAUCGGAAACCUCAAGCAUCUCCGUCUAAUCGGCGUGCAAGGAUACGAGGGUCAUCUACAGCACCUCCACAGCCGAGAAGAUCGAAAGAAGCAGUGUCUUGAGUCUAUGAAGACGCUCACGGAGACCGCAGAGGCUCUCCGCAAAGCAGGCUUCGGCAUUGAGGUCGUCACAACGGGCGGCACGGGUACCGCCGAGUUCUGCGCCACUGUUCCGGGAGUCACGGAGCUGCAGCCGGGGUCGUUUAUCUUCAUGGACACGGACUACCGCAACGCGGUCGGCUCAUUCUACUCCAACAGCCUGACUUUGCUGGCUACCGUUAUUAGCAAGCAGGGCGAACGACAGGUGACGAUUGACACGGGGCUCAAGUCUCUGACGACGGAUAGCGGACUGGCUGAGUGUAAGGACAGUCGCUAUAAGCACGCCAACCUGGGAGACGAGCAUGGUUCGCUCAGCUGGGAUGAGGGAACCCCCUCGUUGGCUGUGGGGGAUAGAGUCGAAAUGGUUCCGAGUCACAUUGACCCGACGAUCAAUUUGCACGACUGGUAUUAUGCCCAUAGGAAUGGCGUUAUCCAAGAAAUUUGGUCGGUUGACUCCAGAGGAAAGGUCCAAUGA
Messenger RNA from Colletotrichum spaethianum, 1104 nucleotides. Its product is annotated as D-threonine aldolase. The record is from RefSeq and is a predicted model, not a curated record. Gene Ontology annotation, biological process: D-serine catabolic process. The coding region runs from base 1 to 1104 and encodes 367 amino acids. The transcript has a single exon. Lineage: Eukaryota; Fungi; Ascomycota; Sordariomycetes; Glomerellales; Glomerellaceae. Gene Ontology annotation, molecular function: D-serine ammonia-lyase activity.